AUGUUAGUGACCAUUGCAAGACUCAAGGGCACCAAGGAUGAAUCGGAGGUCGGCACUGCGGCAGACUCGGACCACACGAACCACCCCCCGCCUGCCAAGCUGCUGCAGGACUGGGCCCGAACCCCGCUGCCUCACGUCUGCCCGUACUGCGGAAAGACCUUCACCCGGAGAGUCUUCCUGCGUACACACGUCUACAGCCACACCGGAGAAAAGCUUUUCACGUGCAAGGUUUGCACAAAGUCCUUCACUAACUCCCAGAGCCUGUUGCGCCACAGCAUGAGCCACACGGGCAACAAACCCUACAGCUGCGACGUUUGUGGCAAAAACUUCUCUCAGGCAGCCACCCUGAAGAGACACCAACGCAUUCACACAUCCACCCUGCCUCGACGCAAGAGGGGACGCAAACCGGCGUGUACUCUGGACAAUGAAGGAGCCGCUCAUCUGUUCCCGUGUCCUAACUGCCCGUCACGCUUCAACACGGAGGAUCAGCUUAACCAUCACAAAUUGCUCCACACCAGCCAUCCGUUUCCUUGUGAAGAAUGUGGAGAGGCCUUCAAACGCAGGAGAGACCUGGACCUGCACUCGCUCUCGCACCAAGCAGAGCCCAUUAUGGCAUUUUGCCAAUCCAGACGGGAAGGAAGUGGGGUUAGCGAGAGGGGGACAAACUGUGACAUUGUGUUACGUAUCAGUCAGACGAUGAAGACGCCAACCUUUUCUCUUUUCAUUAAUUGCCCGGCUCUCUGUCCAUUCUCCAUCUCCUUAUUUCACAUUUUUCUCUCUUCUUUUUUCUCUCUCCUCCUUCAGGUUGAGUGUGACCUAUGUGGCCACCGCUGCAUGACUCAGGAAGGCCUCGACCUCCAUCGGUUAUCCCACACGGGCCAGACGCCUCUCAGAUGCCCGGUGAGGCCUUGCCGCCGCAGAUUCACCUCCGACAGCACCCUGGAGGAGCACGUGCUGGCGCAUUUCCAGGGAACGCUCGGCAAGUCCAAAAGCCGACCCCGCUACCGCUGUCAGAUUUGUCUCAAGGAUUUUGCAUACAAUUCCACCUUCAAUGUUCACAUGAGGACACAUACUGAUGAGAGGCCCUUUGAGUGCGCCACAUGUGGGAAGCGUUUCCGGCAGCUGCCCCACCUCCAGGACCACGAGCGCAUCCACAGCGGCCUGCGACCUUUCUGCUGCUGGAUUUGUGGAAAGAGCUUCAGCGUGGCGGCGCGGCUCACAGAGCACGCCCGCACCCACAGCGGGGAGAAGCCCUACCCCUGUCCCCACUGCCCCGCCGCUUUCCGCUCGCGCUCCAACCUGGAUAAACACAUCCGGCUGCACGGAGACCUGCCUUUGGAGAGCGCUGAGGAGGCGGCACAAGCAGCUGAGGCCGCCCACGUCCAGAAGGUCCUGGAAGGGGCCAAGGUGCUGUCCUCGCUGGCCUCCACGGGGGACCUCGAUUCUGGCUCAGUGCAGACCAUCUACGUGCUGCAGGGCGACGGAGGCACAGAGACCGUCAUGAUCCCCUCCGAUCAGUUCGGCAACAUAGACGGCAGCUCGCAAGUGGUCAUCCUGCCCUCCUCUGUGCUGGGAGGGCAGGGCAUCAACGUUCCCACCAUCACCAUGGACGGAAACGAAAUCACCAUGGUGGAGACGAGCCAGUCGGAGCAGCACGCCAUCGAGUUCAUCGUGGAGGAAACGGUGUAAUCGAGACAUUAAAUACUAUUUUCAGUAGAGAAAAGGCUGAAAGAUUAAUCGACUGUCGAGUUAAAAGUUUGAGUUAUUACCAUAAAUGUAUAGUUUGAUUGUUUGACUGUGUAGCAAAACUAUUUUACAGCUUGAGAGGAACAUCUAAUAACAUUGUUCAAACAGUGUAAAAUAAAUGAAUCAAAAGUCAUACACAGAUGAAACCUUAAGUACCUUAAGUUAAUAUUUCAAACUGAUUGGAAAACAGGUCAUAAAAUUGGCCCCUCGAUUAUAAACGGACAUCGGAGACCCCUUUUUUAUUAGGGGAAGACAAGUGGUGUUAGCCCCUGAAAUGUCUAUUGCUUUCUUUAUAAUAAAACGCUUCCACUUUCA
Molecule: messenger RNA, 2061 nt
Organism: Notothenia coriiceps (black rockcod)
Lineage: Eukaryota; Metazoa; Chordata; Actinopteri; Perciformes; Nototheniidae
Gene: znf574
Product: zinc finger protein 574
Exons: 8
Coding region: 1-1689 (562 amino acids)
Biological process (GO): regulation of transcription by RNA polymerase II
Cellular component (GO): nucleus
Molecular function (GO): DNA-binding transcription factor activity, RNA polymerase II-specific
Source: RefSeq, a predicted model, not a curated record